GGUGCGGGUUCCCUUAGUGACCGCCAACGCGCGCAAGAUGGCGGCGCCGGCGGAGGUGCAGGUGGUCGCGGGCCCCUCGGAGACGGCCGAGGCAGCGGAGCUGAGCCGCACAUUGAGCCGGCUGUUGCCAGGGCUGGAAGCCGAGAGUAAGCAGGGGCGGCGGCGCGCGCUGGAAGCGUUGGAGCGCGCGUUGGAGGAGGCGGUGGAGCCCGGCGCCGAUCCCGCCGCCUUCCAGGGCCCCUGGGCCCGCCUGCUGCUGCCGCGCCUCCUGCGUCUCCUGACCGACCCGGCCGAGGGCUGCCGCACGCUGGCCGCUCGUCUGUUGGGCUUGGGUCUGCGCCACGCCCCGCGGCCCCGUGACGUCCUACCGCGCCUGCUGCCGGCGCUCGCCGCUCGCCUGGCCCGGCCCGACCCCUCGCGGCCGCUGCCGGAACCCUGCGAGGAGCUGCGCCUGGCUUUGGUGCAGCUGCUCCGCCUGGCCAUGGACUUGGGCGGCGUCGAGGUCGCGCCACACCUGGACGACGCGGUGCGUGCCCUGCGGAGCGCGCUGCUGGACCCCUUCGCCGCGGUGCGCCGCGAGAGCUGCGAGUGUGCGGCUGCCCUGGCACGUGCCACGCCAGAGCACUUCCACAUGCAGUCGGAGUCCCUGAUUGGCCCUCUGAUGCAGACCAUUUCCCACCAGCACUGGAAGGUCCGGGUGGCCGUCAUUGAAGCCACGGGUACUGUGAUCCAAUUUGGCAACGGGAAUUCUGUGGAUGAUGUCCUUUCCCACUUUGCUCAGCGACUCUUCGAUGAUGUCCCUCAGGUCCGGCAAGCAGUAACCUCAGUGGUCGGGGGCUGGCUGCUGAGUUUGCGAGACCGCUACUCCUUCUUCCACAAGCUCACCCCACUGCUGCUCAGUAGCUUCAGUGACAGCAUGCCUGAGGUCCGGCAGACAGCCACCAGCCUCUGGGAGAAAAUUGGGCUACAGUGGCAGGAGGAGAAUGAGGCAGAUCUGAAGGACAAGCUAGACUUUGCCUCACCACCCCCUCCCCACUACCCUGUGCAAGAGUGCCGCCCCAGCCUGGGCUGCCGGGAACUGGUCUUCAGGAACCUCUCCAAGGUGCUUCCUGCCAUCUGUCGCGACAUCACUGACUGGGUGGUGGGGACCCGGGUGAAGGCAGCACAGCUGCUGCCUGUGCUACUGCUGCAUGCAGAGGACCACAUCACGCAGCACCUGGAAAUCAUCCUCAGAACCCUGAAGCAGGCAUGCACCGAUGAGGAGAAAGCUGUGGUCAGCAGUUGUGUGAGAGCUGCAGAGCUCAUCGGCACAUUCGUCAGCCCCGAGGUAUUCCUGAAACUUAUCUUAGCCAUGCUGAAGAAGGCGCCCUCCCCAUCUGGACUCCUGGUCCUCGCUUCUGUCAUUCGAGGUUGCCCAAGGGAUACCCUCCAGCCACACAUCAAGGUCAUUGCCACAGAGCUGGCCCAGGAGCACAUCUGCGAGGGGUCUGAGAAUGACCUCUACCUGGAGCACCUGCUGCUGUGUGUGGAGGCUCUGGUUUCUGUGUGUCGGGAGGACUGCUGUGUGGCCAGCCUGCAACUCAUGGAGGUGCUGUUGACAAUAAUGGCUGUCUCCCGAGCCAUGGCCCUUGGGAACAAGGCCCAGAAGACCAUGGACACGCUGGCAGAGGUUGAAGAUGUGCCCAGCAGUCAGGACCUCUACCACAAGCAUGUGGGUGCACUCCUGGAGCGGCUGACUGCCUCACAUGGCGAGUGGACUGUGCACUCUGUACCUCUGCUCCAGUUUUCCAUUGUCCUCAUCCAGGCAGGCCCUGCUGUGGGAGAAGUGCUACAGCAUGUCUUCCCCACCCUGAGGGCUUGUCUCCAGCCCACCACAGACCCACACAUGCGCCUGAAGCUCUUCUCCAUCCUGUCCACAGUGCUGCUGAGGCCAAAGGACACUGUCGACUCUCAGGGGCAAUUCCAUGCCUACCUGGAGAUGGUGGUGAAUGACAUCCUGGCCCCCAACCUGCAGUGGCACGCAGGGAAGACAGCUGCAGCCAUCCGGACGGCCGCUGUAUCGUGCCUGUGGGUACUCACCAGCAGUGACAUUCUGUCAGCCAAGCAGGUGCAGGAGAUACAGGAGACCCUAAUGCCACAUGUGCUGGCCACACUGGAAGACGACUCCCAGACCACCCGGCUCGUCUCCUGCCGCAUUGUCAAUAUGUUCCUGAAGACCUCUGGACACACAAUGGAGUCAGACAGACUCCUCAAGGUUUACCCUGAGCUCUUGAAGCGUCUGGAUGAUGUGUCCAAUGAUGUGAGGAUGGCGGCUGCUUCUGUCCUGCUCACCUGGCUGAAGUGCGUGCAAAGCUCCGAUGGGAAGUCAUCCUAUCAGAGCAGUGUGCAAUUCCUGUACCGGGAGCUGCUGGUCCACUUGGAUGACCCCGAGUGCACCAUCCAGGAUGCUGUCCUAGAAGUCCUCAAGGAGGGCAGUGUCCUGUUCCCAGAUGUUCUAGUGCGGGAGACAGAAGCCGUGGUCCACAAACACCGCUCAGCCACCUACUGCGAGCAGCUCCUGCAGCACAUGCAGGCGACAGCCAUUGCACAGUGACCGUGUGUGGCAGCCAUUCCUGCCACUGCACCCUCUGAAGUGCCUGAAGACCUCGUGUGAAGACUGUGACCACAGCCCCCAGUGUCACGAUGUUCCCAGGACCCUGCUGCCCACUAGACAGCACUUGGAAUCAGCAGCUCUUACCCUAAACAGGUUCUGCAAUUUUAUGCCAUACCUACAAGUCCACACAGAGGCCCCCCAAAAUCUACAGCCAAGCUGAAAUUAAAGCUAAGUGUCCCCCACCCAUCCUGGCUGUCCAGUCAGCUGCCUAAGUACCAGUUUUUUAGGCUCCUUUACAAGCCCUACGUGGUCCUGGCCUUCUUCCAUGUCCACCGAGAAUGCUCUGAACAACUUAGCAAGAAAGCCAAGGGCUUUAUUAAAAGAAACCUCAUCGUCCUUUGGAUCCAGGCCAAAGGGAAUUUUCAAUGUUAAUAAUGAAGUUUCUCCCAUUUUGAAAUACACUGGAACUCACUGCCACGUGAGUGCAUACCAGCACAGCAUCUCUCUUGACUCAGUGAUGCUGAUGGUUGGUGUGAGGCCAGACUAGCAGCAGUUAGUAAAAUAAUCAUUUGCCAGUGCACCUUCCACACCAAGUGCCUAGAAGAUUUUUAAGUGGUAUUAUUGUCAGCCAGUAUUUUUGUUAAGGGAAAAAGUUGUAUGUAUUUUCCAGCAAACAUUAACAUUUCUGCUUUGCA
Nannospalax galili (Upper Galilee mountains blind mole rat) is the source of this 3288-nucleotide messenger RNA. It is a transcript of the gene Dnaaf5, whose product is annotated as dynein axonemal assembly factor 5. The transcript has 13 exons. Lineage: Eukaryota; Metazoa; Chordata; Mammalia; Rodentia; Spalacidae. The record is from RefSeq and is a predicted model, not a curated record. Gene Ontology annotation, cellular component: cytoplasm. The coding region runs from base 38 to 2593 and encodes 851 amino acids. Gene Ontology annotation, molecular function: dynein intermediate chain binding. Gene Ontology annotation, biological process: outer dynein arm assembly; inner dynein arm assembly; cilium movement.